CAUAACAUUAUUGUUCCAUGUCCCUGUAGGGAGGAUCCUUGAAGAAAAACUUGAAACUUUCAGGGUGGUUUCAUGCGAGGUGUGUUUUAUGGGAGCUAGAAUAUUGUUGUUGAAAUGAUGUAAACAGUAGUUAAAAUGCUAGACGAGGACUUGCACCAUCAAUCAGUUCAGUGAGCCUUACUGAACUGUUUGUUCUUAAGACUUCAGCUUCAUUCCCCUUCCUGUAGUCAACUGGACUGUAUAAACCAUUUCAGCACUUGAUACGGUAUGAUUAAGCAGGGAACCAGACAACCCCACCAGGCUCCUUUCCUCCAGCACUCAACGUAAUUGUGUUCCAGGACAGGAUGGAGAAACUACUGCAGACUUCGCAACUUUUAAAGAAAAACAGCAUAACAAAAUGUAACAUUUUCAUUUGAACAUAAGCAUAUACUGUACCAUAUACUGUACUGUAUGUGCUGGAUACAAGACAUUCCUGAAGUUUGAUGAGAGUUAAAAUGCUUUUGCCUGUUUCUUGGAAUGAAGCCAAUUGUUUCGUCUCACUGUAUAAAUGGGCUUGUGUAUGCCGGUGCCUUGACUUUCUUCCUGUUCAUUUUAAAAUUGUUUGCGACUGUAAACUACAUCAGUGAGUACAAUGAGGACGACUGGAACCACAGAAGCAGCCUCUUUCCAGAGCUUUCAAAUCACAAGGCAGCCAAGCGUAGAACUGGAGUGGAUUUUAAGUCCUUGCUUAAGACUGACCACAAGCCUCCAUUUUGUCAGAAGGGACCAAUUUUGCUGAUACUUGUAACAUCUGCACCGUGGCAUAUAGAGCAAAGGAAUGCAAUACGAAACACAUGGGCGAAAAAGCUAGGCGAGGAGACAUCCUCUUGGCAGGUUUUAUUCCUCAUUGGCCAGCCAUCGGAGAUGGGCAUUUCUUCAGACGUCUUGCAAGAGCACAGAAUAUUUGGCGAUAUUCUAGUUGGGAAUUACGCAGACUCCUACAGAAAUUUAACCCUUAAAGUCAUGCAUGGAUUGCGAUGGGCUGUGGAGCACUGUGAGCCCCAGUACAUUUUAAAAACAGACGACGAUUGUUUUGUAAACACUGAGAGAUUGGCUCGUUUCUUGGCAGAUUACAAUGUGGUAAAAACCGGGCUCUAUGUGGGGUCAUUGUUUGCCCAAGGCAAAAGGCAUGUUAUCAGGGACCCUCUGAGUAAAUGGUAUGUAUCCAGGGAGGACUACUGGGAGGAUGAGUAUCCCCCAUACGCCAGUGGAAUUGGUUAUGUGCUCUCUUUAGACGCUGCCACUAGAAUCUUGAAAGCUGCUGAAGAUGUUCCUCCUGUGCCAAUGGAAGAUGCCUACGUGGGAAUAUUAGCCAAGGAGGCUGAGAUCACUGUGAGAUCCAGUGGCCGUUUCACAAAGCACAAUGUUAACUGGAGAGUGUGUAACUACAGGUACCUCAUGGUGAUUCACAACUUGGAUAUUGGCGAGCUUAAAAGUGCACAACAAAAUAUGAUUAAAGCCAGAACUGCCUGUUCUAAAACCUCAGAGAUCACCAGAUGGAAAUGAGACCUGGUACCCUCCCACUGUAGUUCAGCUUAAAAGACAUUUUGCAAUAGGAACCCAAAAUCUAACAAGUGUUGUGUAACAUGUUUGGGAAUGUUGAUGUUCACAUAGCAAAUUAUUAUUCAAGUCACACACACAUGAAAUGACUCACAUGACAGGCCACAAUCCACAGGGUUUGCUGUGGAUAUACCAGUCGCAUAUAAUUAUUGAGUCAAUUAAUCUCCUUUUGCUUUUAUUAACAUCUGAAGAAUUGGUCUUUUGUACAUUUGAUUGUCUAAUUCCACAAAGGUUAAUUUAAAUCCUCCUUGUCUAAAAACUGAAAAGAUGAAUUGUAGCUGUAAUUUUAUCAUUAUUGAAUUUUGGUACUGACAAUUUUGUGUAUGUUCUUAUAUAUGUUUUUAAAGAGGAGGGUCUAAUUGAUUAACAAGAUUCUUAGCAAUUUCCUUUUACCUGAUUUGGUAUAAAAAUCCCAUUAGUAAAUGUGAAAUAUCCUGUAAUGGUGUUGUUAGGUAGACAUGCAGGAGAACGCAUACUUAAUGUAGCACUGCAAGGUACAAAUAUACUGAUAAUUGUUUUUCCAGAAAAAAAAAGUAAUGUUUCAUUGUGUAUCUUGCAUGAUAAUUAAUAGGUCAGACUGUAAGGUUCCUAGAGCGUCCUUGUUAAUGUCCGUCCUUUUUAACUGAUCGGUUAAUUACAUUCCAUUUUCAAAGUAACUGUCUAACUGUAACUUUCUAUUUUGCCCAGCAGGUAAUGUGGGAUGAUUAAAAUAAAAAAUGUGGAAUAGCAGAGGACCUACAUGAGCUUCUACUAAAAGGAAAUGGGUUGAUUCCAUUAAACAUUUUGCACUUUAAUGUCCUCUUUAGUAAUAUAUCUGAUAAAAGAAGCCAGUUAAGAGCAUGUCUAAAGUCCUUCGCUGAGGCAGCCACUGCGAAGCUUUUGUUCUGGCACCACUGGUCAAGGUGCACGGUCAAGAAUGCUUUGCUAUUGUAAUUUUAUGGGAUUUUUUAAUAUCAGAAACUUCCCAGAUCUACUGUACAAACAUAUAAUAAUUAGGUUAUUAUAUACUAGAUACUACUGUACAACUAUUUAUAUAUAUAUAUAUAUAUAUAUAUAUAUAUAUAUAUAUAUAUAUAUAUGUUAUUUGUUGAAAAAUGUCCUUUUGAGAGAUAAUGGUUUUGUAAUACCCACUACCAGUAGAUUUAAACAGAUUUGCAGCCAUUUUGAAUGCUCUUUGAGAAUUAAUAUGCAUGCUUACGUUUAAAGGAAUCACCUGUCACAGACUUGGAUAUGCUCCAGGUGGCGUAUCUUUGCGAGUUGACAGUAUGCCUAUGCUUCAUUGAAAGUAGCUGAAAUGAAGCCUGAGCACUAAUUUCAUUCUGCAGAAAGUGAUAAAUCGCCUAUUACUCUUGUCUGUAGUUAUGGCUAGGAUAUUUUGGAUUUAUUCUUUUAAUGCGCCAGGUCAUGGAAAACAGAAUGUGGAUGUGUAAGGAAAUACAUGACAAAAUCAAAUGUGUGUGUGUGUGUGUGAAAAUCAAAUGGCAUUAUUCAUCAAAAUGCUCGUCUUAAAGUCUAGGUAAUUUGUUUAAAGAUGAAUGCGAUUUAAAGGCAUUUAGUUAAAUGACGUUCGCUGCCUUCUGCCUAUGACAUAUUAUAUACACAGAAGCAGUCCAUUAUAUACACUGUAGCAGUCCAUUUUCAACAGUAUGAUAAUUAUCAAUCAGUUCAAGAUAACAACCGGAAGCCUUUUAGUCAUGUCGUAAAAUAUCCUCUUUAAACUCAAUUACAGUACAGUAUACAAAACACCAUAAGCACCUAAUGCUUUUAAUUUGUAGCUUUUUUUUGUCCUGUUGCCUAAACAUGGUUAUGGCAGCCGGUCCACUAUCUGGUAUAAAUAGAACUUCCACUGUUUAUCCCCCCUGCACCUGGGUACAAUUUAAAAAGGCUCUUUAAUUUCCUCAGGCCACAGUAAGAGUAUACAUAAACAUCCAGAUUUCCACCCAACAGCUAUGUAGUGUACGGGUGCAUUUUGUUUUAUAUUUAUAUAGGAGCUGAAGUACAUGUACUGCAAGGACACAAAAAUAAAAUAAAUGACCAUUAAUGAACCACGAGCA
Messenger RNA from Polyodon spathula (Mississippi paddlefish), 3653 nucleotides. RefSeq names its product beta-1,3-galactosyltransferase 5-like. Gene Ontology annotation, cellular component: membrane. The record is from RefSeq and is a predicted model, not a curated record. Lineage: Eukaryota; Metazoa; Chordata; Actinopteri; Acipenseriformes; Polyodontidae. Gene Ontology annotation, molecular function: N-acetyl-beta-D-glucosaminide beta-(1,3)-galactosyltransferase activity. The coding region runs from base 517 to 1545 and encodes 342 amino acids. The transcript is spliced from 3 exons.